Callorhinchus milii (elephant shark) is the source of this 1297-nucleotide messenger RNA. It is a transcript of the gene prima1, whose product is annotated as proline rich membrane anchor 1. The transcript is spliced from 4 exons. Lineage: Eukaryota; Metazoa; Chordata; Chondrichthyes; Chimaeriformes; Callorhinchidae. The record is from RefSeq and is a predicted model, not a curated record. The coding region runs from base 18 to 464 and encodes 148 amino acids.
GGUGGGGGGGGGGCAUCAUGUUGGCCGGUGACCUGCCGUUGGGUCCCUGUUCCUGGACCAUCGCCGCCUCUCUGCUGCUCCUCUGUCAGCUUUCUCAGGGCGAACUUCAAAGAUCUUGCGCCAGGUCCACUUUGGAGACAGACACCGAGAGCUGUCACGAGAUCUGCCCUUGUCGGCCUCCUCCGUUACCCCCUCCACCGCCUCCACCGCCUCCCCCCAGACUCGUGUUUCCCAAUGUAGAAUCAACAGAUUUUCCCCCUUUAAAAUCCUGGUGGACGGACAUGGUCAUAUUAAUCGCCGUGGGAGGUGCAUCGCUUGCUUUCUUGAUAAUCCUCGUAAUUAUCUGCUACAAAGCAAUAAAAAGGAAGCCUAUGCGAAAGGAAGAAAAUGGAACAAGAGGUGCUGAGUACGCAAUGACCCCCCAAAACAGCAAAAGCCAGGACACAAAUAACGCAGUGGUUUAAAAAAAAUUGGGGUUUUUUUUUUAGAAACAAAGAAAAACUGCAGAGAAAUGAUUCAAUAUGUACGGAGGUGUUUUGAUUCUAUCUACACGUUGUGCUGUGUGCAACACUUGACGACGUGUUCCGGGGCUAUAAGGACCUCGUGUCGCAAAAAAAGGGGAUGGAUGCAUCAGUUAUCUCUGAGCAGGGAAAACACUCGGCCCUUCGGACUGUCGAACGGAGGAUAAACCUGCCACUCACUCAAGGCAAAGCCAAGAGGCAAGACCUCACACAAAGGCACAAUCAUUGCAUGCAGUCUCUCUCUCGCUGUUGGACGCAACGACUUCAAGAAUGCAACGACUUCAGCUCCCCGACGGACUCUUAACCGGUUCACACAAGCCGUCUUAAAAAAAAAUAGAGCUCGCUGAAGUGAACGCAGUCUAUUAAAACAGUGAUGACUUACUGUGCUGGGUUUCAGCAGGCAGUGGGGACGUUGAAGCCUUUCACCUGCAUGAUCCAGUGACUCCAGAGCACAGCGAGGUUAUUGCCUAAAAGUUGACAAAGGAAGAAGAUGUAACAAGAACACCAACAACUUGCAUUUAUGUAGUGCGCUUCAUGCUGGAUGGCGUCUCAAGAGCGCUUCUAAGCACUUAUAAAAAUCAACCAUAAGAAAAAUCAAGGAAACCCACAAAAAACAUGACCCUCUCUAUCCCACCUGGAACAUUUGCCGUCUGCUGACUAUGCAAAUUACUUUGGCUGAAGCCAUCUCAUCAACAUGUCUGACUCUCGCUGAAGUUAUCAGGUCAGGUUUGCAAGUGACUAUGAAGACAGGUGCUUUCUUUCCCUCCUCAUUCAUU